Erigeron canadensis is the source of this 1817-nucleotide messenger RNA. RefSeq lists its product as uncharacterized. Bases 6 to 1499 code for a protein of 497 amino acids. The transcript is spliced from 5 exons. Lineage: Eukaryota; Viridiplantae; Streptophyta; Magnoliopsida; Asterales; Asteraceae. Gene Ontology annotation, cellular component: cytosol; nucleus; ubiquitin ligase complex. Gene Ontology annotation, molecular function: ubiquitin conjugating enzyme binding; ubiquitin protein ligase activity; cyclin binding. Gene Ontology annotation, biological process: protein polyubiquitination; protein monoubiquitination; proteasome-mediated ubiquitin-dependent protein catabolic process. The record is from RefSeq and is a predicted model, not a curated record.
CAAAAAUGAGCACUUCAUGUCAACAUCUUCCUCCCUCCCCCAAAACCCCUAAAAAAUGGCGAUUCACAUACGAAUCAAAUUCACACAUCCCCGUUCUCCGAUUAUACAUUUUCAAUCACACCGACAACAUCAAUCCAUCCUCUGAAUUCACCAAUCUAAACGCCACUAUUUUAUUCGAUAAAUCCUUACUCCAACUAACUUGGGUCCACAAUGAUCAAACUACAUCUAUUUGGGUCCCUAUUCCCCGGGUUUUGAUUGACCCGGAUUCCCCGAUUAGUUUACGAGCUCUCGAUGAUCACGUUGAAGUCAAAUUUGUUCUGCUUCUUCCUGUUGACCAUCCACUUGUUUCCAAUUUUCACUUUGAGGAUACUUCAGCUGAAAAUGAUCAGUUUCAACCCCUUCAGCUGGAUUCCGAUCUUAAGAGGCUGACUUGGUGCGGGGAGACGUACUUUUACUGUAGAGGUUGCUCUACCCAGUUAUCGAGAGCUGUUCGAACUUUCAAGGAAAUGCCGUCUGUUAAUUGGCGUGAGGCAGCUGAUAACUGGUUUGGGACGUGCUGCUGUUCUUUUGGUGGUGUAAGCGAGAAACUGGUAGCGAAAUUUGCCGACUCGUAUACAUGUUCAUCUGGCAUGUGCCUAUUAAGCGUGACUUCUGUUGUUCUCUGCAAGGAUGACUUAAUAGGAUAUAAAUUUCCGGAUAACGUUGAAGUUCAUAAGUCUCAAGAGUUUAUUGGGAUUAACGGUUUAGAUAAAUUUGAAACCUUGACGAUUAAUCAUGGUAGUGAAAAUGAAUGCUGCCAUGUUAAUGCAGACGAAGACCAAACACCAUAUUAUACAAGCGAGGUAUUAGCAAACAAGGCUAGUCUUCUCAAUGGCCUUAUUGGAAAUAGCUUUAUGGUCACAUCCCCUUAUCUUUCAAAAGACAUCAAAUGGAGUGAAAUUUUAUGUCCUAAUUGUUCAUGUCUUCUUGGAGCAUAUCCACAUGAUAAUAUUGAUGAGCCUUUAAAGGGUUCCCCAUUGAAUGAUGGUAUUCACUUGUUUAAAUGUUUUAUAUCUACUUGCUUGCCAGUUGGAGGUCCAACAGACUUGUUUAGGAAUUACACUUUGGAGAGGAUGUUCACUAGCCAUUUGUUGGAAAGCGCAAAAGAUGAACUCUCGUUCCGAACUGUAGUUAGGAAUCUGCAGACCAGAUCUCCAAUGUUGCAAAUUGUUCUUUUGAACCCAAACUCAUGGUGCUCAUUUGGGAAUUGUAUUGAUGCAAUGAUACCAAUUCCCAAUAUUCUUAUGUAUCCAAUGAUUAAAGUACUAUUUUCAGACUGUACUGACAACACUGAGUUUCAGUCAAGGAAGUUAGAUGAAUGGGCUUCUAAGAAUCAAGUUGAUGAUGUUUACAUGCUGACAUCAAAAGCAUUAGCAGAAUCAUUGAAGGUAGCUAACAGUAUGCUUCCGUCUUCACAUGCAUGUCUUCAGGGUUUGUCUUUAUCUUUCUUGCGGAUGUAAUGAACAGUAACAUACAAAUUUUAGGACUUAAGAGUUAGAAUGGAACUAUAACUUUUUUAGUAGGUAAAUUUACAGUUAGAAGGUAAAUUUUAGUGUUUGGUUUAUUGUUGUGAAGCUACCCCAUGACAGAGAUUGUAGUCCUAGAUGGUUGGGGAUCUGACGUUAGAAUUCAUGAGACAAGGAUUCUUGAAGAGUCAUAAUGUAAAAAAAAAGGGUAAUGGAGGGAACCCUAGCCCCGGUACCACAAUUGAAGAGGCAUAAUGUAUUACUAUGCUAACUACGUAACCUCAAAGUCACUACUAUUAUUGUUUUAUUUAA